AUGAUUGCCUGUCGCCCCAAACGGCACCGAAGACAAAGAUCGUCGCCAUCCUGGAUUGCUGCCGCACACCUGCUUUCCAGCCGCUGCCAACUGCGGUUUCGUUUCCUCGCAGAGGCAACUUCUACGUCAUGUUCGCAUGUGGAGGUGGCCAAGUGGCCCGUGAAACAGGAGGCUUUGAUGGAUGAUCUUGAAGCUCGAUUGAGAGAGCCUGGGUUCCUAUGCCUGGUGGCGACCUCGGGACUGGCAGGGGUCGGCAAGAGCCAACUGGUCCUUGAGCUUUUACACGCCAAGUGCAAGGACAGAAGAAUUGUAUGGUGGUUGCGCGCGGAAAACUUGGUCACUUUGCAGCAGGGACUUGCGCAGCUUGCCACCCGAAUUUCCCGCGCAACUGAGAUCGAGGCCAAUCAUGACAUGGAGACGCUGGAGAAAGCUGCGCUGAAAGCAGUCCGCGCAUUGGAGGAAGAGCUGCAGGCUUGGGUGCUGGUUUUCGACAAUGCGCCAAACCAUGAGACCAUAAAGAGCUGGAUUCCGAAACAAGGCGGCGUGGUGCUUGUUACUUCUCGCAGCCCGACUUGGGACGACACAUUGCAGGUACCAGUCUUUAGUGAGCAGGAGUCCUUGGAGCUGCUUGAGAGGCUUGUUGGGAAAGGAGAUGCCUUUGAUGGGGCCAAGGAAGUCGCUGAGGCAGUGGGUCACCAUCCCCUGGCGCUAGCUCAAGCGGGCGGCUGGGCCAAGGAGUGUAAUCUAGGGUUGCGAAAGUAUGCCGAGUUGUUGAGCAAGCCAAACGAGCGAGUGGAGCUGCUGAACAAAUGUCCAUCCUUACAGCUACAACAAGACUAUGAGGCUACCAUAGUCAAAACUGUCGAUUUGGCGGUGCAGGCCCUCCGGACUCCGUUUGCAAGUCAGGUUUUCAAUGUUUGUGCAAUGGCGGCACCUGACAACAUUCCGUAUGAACUUCUGAUGGCGGUGUACCGCGAGCUGGCUGGAAAAACAAGCUCCGAGACAGCCUUCUCUCAGGUCUUGAAAGAACUGUGCGAUCAUUCGUUGAUAUCUUCCGCUCCGGAAGGGUCAGGGCCAGGCAGUUAUUGCGUCCACCGCCUUGUUCAAACAGUUCAAAAAGACUUCCUUCUGUAUGGGGCAAGAGAGGACACAGCAGCUAAAGUAGUUUCUCCAGCGCUGGCUGCUGCGGCAGAGCUUUUCGACUUUGACCUUCAGAAUGUGAAGGCUGCCAAGGAGGACUCUGCACCAUUUUAUUCAAGCAUGGUCCUGCACGUAAGGCAGAUUGCGACGUUUGCCCGGGACUUCGAUCCUCAGCAUGAAAGCAUUGACGUGGCAAGCCUCGCUGCGGUGUUGAUGUCCCUUGCAGAGUACUUGUUUGAAGUCGUUCGCGAAGAGAAGGAAGCUGUAGAUCUUCUGCUGAAAGCGUUGUGCUUGGAUUUAGCGCCGUUGCGCGUGCUCAAACUCAGGGCGACGUGUUUGCUUGCUAAGUUUUCCCUUCAGGCUAAUUUCAAAACUAAGCAGCAGCGGCUCGAACAAUUGGAAGAUGCUGUGCUGCAGCUGUCGGAUGAGGACUGCUACGGGCUAAGAGUGGAGGCCCUGGGCACAGCGGCAGUGAUAUAUGCUUACUCUGGGCAGAUCCCGGAGGCUCAAGAGCGCUUGAGCCGCUGCGAUGCAAUUGUGGGCAAGCACCUUCGGCCUCAGGGGCCUUCCUUGGCAGAAGCAAGUUUUCAAGAAGCAGUGAGCGUGGUCGCAGAUUUGGGCGGGGACAUGCAGACAGCAUGUGAUGCCAGCCGGCGCAUGUACGAAACUCGACUUGCACUGCUAGGCUCCAAAUCCAUGCUCACCUUGCACGCAUUGCGGGGCCAUGUUAUGGACUGUGCCAUUGUUCGCCCCGAGGAGGGCAUGUCCAUGGGAGAAGAUCUGGUCAGGUUUACAGAGGCGUUGAUGGGAGCGGACCACCAUGACACGGGCUUCGCAUAUCGCGUGUUGGCAGAGUGCGCAUAUGAGGCAGAGUGCUUCAAGCGGGCGAAGGAAUGCUGUGAUGCUGCACGGAAGGUCUCGACUCAAGCAUAUUUUCAAUCUCGGGUGGAUACCGUUUACGCAGCAGUCUUAAUUGACUCUUGGUCUGCUGACGCGGGAGAUGCGAUGGCACAGCAGGCAGUGGAAUUGCAGGAGAGAUGCCUCAAGGAGAUAAUCAACACUGACGGGGAUUCUAGCAGUCGCCUGAUUCAAGCAUACUCCAGACUUGCCAUUGCAAGGGUGCACAUGGGGAAGCAUAUUGAAGCCAAGCAGGCUGCAGAACGCGCAAUGGAAGUAUUGCGCAGUUCAUCAGCUGCCUUCCAACAGAAAGCACAUUUCGCAUACAUUGGCAUGGCCGAAGCUUGUGUGCAUGAUGGCGUUGGGCAAGCCGAGAAAUGGUACAAGCAGCUAGAAGACCAUCUCAGGCAGUGGCCUCCAGAGCACCCUAUGCAUCAGCAUGUCAGCCGCCAUGUGGAACGAUCCAAGCAACGAAGCGGCCGGCUCUUGCUCAGAACUGUCGGAACGAAUGGAGUUUGUCUGCGAUCGCAGACCUGGUAUGCAACCGGAUGUUUCACUUGGCAUGGCAGGACUGUCGUGAACGAAGACAUAUCGGACGCCGGAUGGCAGCAUGUUUGA
This is a messenger RNA of Symbiodinium necroappetens, 2655 nucleotides long. Lineage: Eukaryota; Dinophyceae; Suessiales; Symbiodiniaceae. The record is from the annotation of a GenBank genome assembly.